AUGAAAUAAGAAUCAUUGAAUUUGAAUUACCACAGAUAAACUUAGAGUACAUAAUAUAUGAUUUUAAAUUAGCAAAUUGGAUAUUAAUCGUAACAGUGUUGAUGUUAUUCUUUUAAACUUCAUAAGCUUCAACCCUUGUUUAUGAAAAUUUUUUUGGAAGCCUGACAAACAUGACGAUGAGUAUUAAUUCAAUAAUAUUUAGAUUGGGAGAUCUUUCAAAUAGAAAGUCAUAUUGUUCAAUUAACAUCAUGUGGGACUAAAAAUAUUUUAAGGAUAGAUCCAUGCUCUAAUUAUAUAUAUAAUACAGUGAUUGCUAAAUCUUUUCAACUUAGAAGUCAUACUUAAAUUGUAAUCUAAUUCUUAUUUUGGAGGUAUUAUCAAACAUAAUAAUAGGUUUUAUUUUUAAGAUAAGAAUUUUAUUAUAGAAGUUGAUAACUUCGACAUUAUUUAAAUCUCAAUUACUGUUUAACAUGUUAAUACUUUAGCAGUAAUUUAAAUGAAAUCAGAUUGGGGUGGUUGGGGAAUGUCUAAUUUUCAGCUAUUUAUUGAUUAUAUUGAGACUAUUUAUGAAGGAUGUUUUUCUUAAACUUAAGGAUUUGUAAAAGGGUGUAGUUAUUGUGUUAAGGGAGAAUGUAUAGAAUGUUAGAAUGGAUGGGAAUAUAAUAUAAUUUAAAAAGAAUGCAAUCCUAUAUGUGGAGACUAAAAGAUUGUAUAUGAUGAAGAAUGUGAGGAUGAUAAUUUAAAACCAUUUGAUGGUUGUUAUUUAUGUAAAUUUUCAUGUCCUUAAGAUUGUUUUAAUUGUUAAUUUGGUGUAUGCUUAUAGUGUUAAGGUGGUUAUGAAUGGCAUAGCAUUUAAAAUUAAUGUGUAAGUAUAUGUAAUGAUAAUUGGUAAAUAAUCGAGAAUGAAUAAUGUGAUGAUGGUAAUAAUAUUUAAUUUGAUGGAUGUUAUAGAUGUUAAUUAACUUGUUAAAUUGAAUGUGAAUUUUGUCAAUUAGGUACCUGUGUUAUUUGUAUUGAUGGAUGGCAUCUAAUUGAUAAUAAAUGUGAAUAGAUUUGUGGAGAUUCAAUGAUAGCACUUAUUUCUAAUGAAAAUUGUGAUGACGGUAAUAAUAUUUAAAAUGAUGGAUGUUUUGAUUGUCAAUAUGAAUGUUCAUCAGGAUGUCUUUCAUGUUAUAAUAAAUCUAUUUGUAAUAAAUGCUAAACCAAUUUUGAAGUUAUUAAUUAUUAAUGUUAACCUAUUUGUGGUGAUCGAAUAGUAAUUUAUGAAUAUGAAGAUUGUGAUGAUGGAAAUGAUCUUCCUUAUGAUGGUUGUUAUAAUUGUUAAUUUCAAUGUUAAUAAGUUUGUUAUCUUUGUUAAUAAGGUAUUUGUUUAUAACCUUGUUCAGAAGAUAAAUAAUAUAUCGAUGGAUAAUGUAUUAUACCAAAUGAUGAUUCUGAAGAAGUGUCAAUAGAUACAUGUUUAUAUUAAGGAUGUCUAAAAUGUUCAUUAAAUCUAUGUAUCUAAUGUGACUCAGGUUAUAUCUUAGAAAAUGGUAUUUGCUUAAUGUGUGGUAAUGGAAUUAGGUAAGAUGAUGAACAAUGUGAUGAUGGAAAUAAUUUAAAUUAAGAUGGAUGUUCUAAUUUAUGUAUCAUUGAAAAUCUAUGGAAUUGUACUGAAAAUGAUAACUUUUUUAGUUAAUGCUUUAAAAUCACAACUCCAUUUAUACUUAUCUAAAUUAAACCUUUAAUUAUUAGUAUGUUACCUUAACUUAUACAAAUUUAGUUAAAUUAGAUUUAUCCACAUUUAUAUUCUUAGAUUAAAAUUCAUUCUCUAUUGAAAAAUUAAACCCAAAUUAAUAUCAAAUUAUUCUCAUUCCAUUAAUUGAAAUUGAUUAGAAUUAAUUUAAGAAUAUUAGUUAUGAGCUAUCAAUCAAUAUUUAUUAACCUAUCGAAUUCAACCCAAGGUUAAAAUUCAUAUUUAAUGCAUUGUUAUGGGAUUAAAAUAAUUUACCUGUCUAUCCGAGUCAAUAAUUUAUUUCACUUUAAGUUCCUAAAAUCUUAUCCAAGACUUAAAUAGAAACUGCUAAUAAUUUUUAAACUCUUAAUUAUGGAAUUAUGA
Messenger RNA from Paramecium sonneborni, 2098 nucleotides. The record is from the annotation of a GenBank genome assembly. Lineage: Eukaryota; Ciliophora; Oligohymenophorea; Peniculida; Parameciidae.